AUGAAGCAGACGAAGAUUGAUCCCUACCAACUUCCGGCGUUAUUUAGGCAAUUCUACGAAAUGAUAAAGGCAAUUACGCUCAGGACGCAAUUCAGACACAGGCGGAUCCUUAAUUCUUUUACAGUAGGGACAGUCGCAGAAGAAUGUAUUAUGCAGUGUUCAACUAAGAAUUUACUCUUAGCUAAAGAUCUGCCCGAAUCAUACACAACAUUUAGGAAAACCGAUAGUGAUGAAAUCAACGAAUUGUCCUAA
Acanthoscelides obtectus is the source of this 252-nucleotide messenger RNA. Lineage: Eukaryota; Metazoa; Arthropoda; Insecta; Coleoptera; Chrysomelidae. The record is from the annotation of a GenBank genome assembly.